AUGCUCCACGUCUUUCUUAAGCUCUCCAUUCUCCUCUUUUCCUUGUUGAUUCAUGAUGUGUUCGGCGCUACUAAUACCAACGAUCCUCCUCCGGUUGUUCAUUCUUGUAACGGCAAGUUUAGAAUACUCGGAGAUCGAGCAGAAUGCAUCGGAUCUGAUGUUGUGCGUAACUGCGCGUAUAAAUCUUGCUGGCUUGCUGGUCAUCAAUACGUUCCAAUGACUGAAUGCAAGCUCGCAAAAUCAACCGACACAAGAUUAAGUGGUCAACAAUGUGCUCAAUAUGAAUUCAUAAACAGCGACCUGAGAAAUGUUCAUUUCAAGUGUAGGAAUCCUGGUAAUGUAGAUUAUCUGUGUCCUCCUAAUGCCAAUAAUAUUGGCAAAGUCUUGGGAUGUUCCGAUUGCUAUCCGGUAUGA
This is a messenger RNA of Melampsora larici-populina 98AG31, 414 nucleotides long. RefSeq lists its product as uncharacterized. The coding region runs from base 1 to 414 and encodes 137 amino acids. NCBI's taxonomy places the organism in Eukaryota, Fungi, Basidiomycota, Pucciniomycetes, Pucciniales, Melampsoraceae. The transcript is spliced from 5 exons. The record is from RefSeq and is a predicted model, not a curated record.